AUGUCCGACACAAGCAAGCUAAUCGAGACAGAAUCGGUGAAGCGAUUCGCCUUUUUGGGUGUGACCAUUUCGACCGUGGCCACGCUGACGGCAAUCAUAGCGGUGCCGAUGCUCUGUCUCUACAUGCAGCAUGUCCAGUCUGGCCUCCAAGACGAACUUAACUUCUGCCGUUCUAGAGGCGAGAGUGUGAAGGCGGAAUUCAACAAGCUAACUUCCGUUCGUCAAAUCGCCAAAGCCAAUCGCAGCAAACGUGCUUCAAACUCGUGCUGCUCAUGCGGAACUGGACCUCCAGGGCCGCCUGGUGUCCCAGGACAGGAUGGUGUUCCUGGCAAAGAUGGACUUCCAGGUAAUCCCGGUGAACCAGGAGAAGAUGCUCCACCAGGAGACAUCCGCCCUAAACCAGAAGACUUCUGUUUCGAAUGCGAGCCAUCACCACCUGGUCCCCCUGGACCACCUGGUAUGAAGGGCCCGGAUGGAAUGCCUGGCGCUCCAGGAGAGCAAGGACCACCAGGUAGACCUGGUCUCAGGGGGCCACCCGGACCGCAAGGACCGCCUGGAAACCCCGGUGCCGACGGACAGCCUGGACCACCUGGACAACCAGGACAAGUGCGUUCACUUCCGUCACCUGCAGGUGAACCUGGCCCACCAGGAGAACCUGGACCGCAGGGACCACCGGGCCCAGAUGGACGGCCCGGUAAUCCUGGACGCGCUGGUGCACCGGGAACUCAGGGAGAGAACGGACCCGAUGGUGAACCUGGAAAGAAUGGCGAAGAUGGCCCACCCGGAGAGCCUGGAAGAGACGGAUUACCGGGUUCGUGUGAUCACUGUCCGAUCCCUCGAACCGCUCCUGGGUAUUGA
Messenger RNA from Necator americanus (New World hookworm), 858 nucleotides. RefSeq lists its product as uncharacterized. The record is from RefSeq and is a predicted model, not a curated record. The transcript is spliced from 2 exons. Gene Ontology annotation, molecular function: structural constituent of cuticle. Bases 1 to 858 code for a protein of 285 amino acids. Lineage: Eukaryota; Metazoa; Nematoda; Chromadorea; Rhabditida; Ancylostomatidae.